GUGGCGGGGCGUUGCUAAGAUGGCGGCUGCAGCGACGGCCGCGGAGGUGCAGCAGCUGCAGGGGCGCCUGGAGGCCUUGGAGGGGCGCGUCUUCGGGGCGCCUGGCGGAGCGGCGGGCGCCAAGAAGAUAGCAGAUGGCUUGGUCAAAGUCCAGGUGGCUUUGGGGAACAUGGCAAGCAAGAGAGAGAGGGUUAAAAUUCUUUACAAAAAAAUUGAAGAUGUCAUGAAAUAUUUGGAUCCUCAAUAUAUUGAUCGAAUGGCUGUUCCAGAUGCCAUGAAGCUGCAGUUCAUCUUGGCAGAAGAACAAUCCAUCCUGGCUCAAGCAGCGCUUAUGGAGCAGGUGGACAGCCUGAAGCCAUACCUGGACAGUGCACAUAUCAAAGCUGCUCCGGACCAUGCUGCCAGGCUUCAGCGGCUCUCUCAGAUCCACAUCCAUCAGCAGGACCAGUGUGAAGCGGUGACGGAGAACAUCCGGUUACUCCUGGAAGAUUACAACAAAAUGACUCUGCUUCUUUCCAAGCAGUUUGUCCAGUGGGAUGAAAUGCUAACCCAGCUGGAAGCCGCAAAGCAGGUGAAGCCCGUGCCCGAGUGAAGGCCGUGCUGCGUCAGGGAAUCCUUCAGAGGUGUGCGUGGCUGCCUUGCGCCCUCGCUCAGCACUUCCUUUUUCGUGAGCUAGAGAAGAGAUCUGUCAGGACAACCCGACCUUGAACUGUCCACGCCAGUCAAGCCAGGCUUCUUGGACUUUUUGCAUGCAGCGGCUCUGCCUGGAAGUGAGACGAUGGGUGUUGUCUUGCCAGUUGUUGGUGACCUUCAAGAGAGGUCAAAUUAUUUGUGCAGCUUUCUCCCCCUUAACGGUCCCUCUUGUAACUUAUGUUGGUUUCUCCUUCAAUACAAGGUGCAUAAUUGCUUGGAUUCGCUGCUAUGACUGUGGACCACAAUAAAAUCCUGUUUACCCCA
This is a messenger RNA of Eublepharis macularius, 957 nucleotides long. RefSeq names its product dynactin subunit 3 (gene DCTN3). Gene Ontology annotation, cellular component: dynactin complex. Gene Ontology annotation, biological process: cytoskeleton-dependent cytokinesis. The record is from RefSeq and is a predicted model, not a curated record. The transcript is spliced from 7 exons. Lineage: Eukaryota; Metazoa; Chordata; Lepidosauria; Squamata; Eublepharidae. Bases 20 to 592 code for a protein of 190 amino acids.